Glycine soja is the source of this 2041-nucleotide messenger RNA. Its product is annotated as protein DETOXIFICATION 46, chloroplastic-like. The record is from RefSeq and is a predicted model, not a curated record. Gene Ontology annotation, cellular component: membrane. The coding region runs from base 120 to 1766 and encodes 548 amino acids. The transcript is spliced from 14 exons. NCBI's taxonomy places the organism in Eukaryota, Viridiplantae, Streptophyta, Magnoliopsida, Fabales, Fabaceae. Gene Ontology annotation, biological process: transmembrane transport. Gene Ontology annotation, molecular function: xenobiotic transmembrane transporter activity; antiporter activity.
ACUACUAUAUACUAGAUAAUGAGUUUACCAUCGUGAGCCACUCAGCCUGUGUUUGGUGGGAGGGAUUAUUCAGCUUCCCUUUUUCCUUCCCUCCACCCAACCAGAGUUAGACACCGAAAAUGGCUUUCAAACUGAAAUCACUACCUCUCCUUUGCUCUCUUCACUCCCCUUCCCGCCAAAACCCUAAUUCAACACUCUCAAACCAUCACUUUUCUCGUCGCUUCUUCGCACCUUCCAUUCCUCCCACCCUGUGCCUAUCCGGCGCAGCCUCAGCGUCCACCUUUCAUCGCCAUCGCUUCUUCGUAACCGCUCGAAGCCAAGACGAAGACCAGAUCACUGAGGCUCUUGAACAAGAAGAAGAGAAAGACAACGAAGAAAUAUCGAGGCAGGGUGAGAAAAAGGAACUCGCGAAGCAAGGCAUAUGGGAUCAGAUAAAGGAAAUUGUGAUGUUCACAGGACCAGCAACUGGACUUUGGAUAUGUGGACCACUUAUGAGUCUCAUCGAUACUGCAGUUAUUGGUCAGAGAAGUUCAAUUGAGCUUGCUGCUUUAGGUCCUGCUACAGUUGUUUGUGAUUACAUGUGCUACGUGUUCAUGUUUCUAUCAAUUGCUACUUCCAAUAUGGUUGCUACUGCCCUUGCCAAACAGGACAAAGAAGAAGUACAACAUCACAUAUCUGUAUUGCUUUUUGUUGGGUUAUCUUGUGGCAUUGCGAUGCUUUUGUUCACAAGGCUAUUUGGUGCUGCUAUAAUAACUGCUUUCACUGGACCAAAGAAUGUACACGUAGUACCUGCAGCUAGCAAUUAUGUAAAGAUUCGAGGCUUGGCAUCACCUGCUUUACUUGUUGGAUGGGUAGCUCAGAGUGCAAGUCUUGGUAUGAAAGAUUCCUUGGGACCCUUGAAAGCUUUAGCUGCUGCUACAGUUAUAAAUGUCGCUGGUUGUGUACUUUUGUGCACCUAUUUAGGUUAUGGAAUUGUAGGGGCUGCGUGGGCUACAAUGGUUUCACAAGUUGUUGCUUCUUACAUGAUGAUUCAAAAUCUAAAUAUGAAGGGAUAUAAUGCACUUGCCUUCUCCAUUCCUUCAGGGAAGGAACUUCUGACGAUAUUUGGGCUUGCUGCUCCUGUUUUUAUAACAUUGAUGUCAAAGGUGGCUUUUUACGCACUACUUAUAUAUUUUGCUACAUCAAUGGGUACACAUACAAUGGCUGCUCAUCAAGUCAUGGUCCAAACCUAUUUAAUGUGUACCGUAUGGGGUGAACCUCUCUCCCAAACCUCUCAAUCAUUUAUGCCUGAAUUGAUAUAUGGAGUAAAUCGGAGUUUGUCAAAGGCCCGAAUGCUUCUAAGGUCUCUCGUGAUAAUUGGAGCUAUACUUGGAUUGUUGUUAGGGAUUAUUGGAACAUCGGUUCCUUGGUUAUUUCCCAAUAUUUUUACACCUGAUCGGAUGGUCAUCCAGGAGAUGCAUAAGGUGCUGAUUCCAUACUUUAUAGCCCUGGCUGUAACACCCCCUACUGUCAGCCUUGAGGGAACGUUGCUGGCUGGACGGGAUCUGAAAUUUAUAAGUUUGUCAAUGAGUGGAUGCUUUUGUGUGGGUUCACUAGUAUUAUGGGCUUUGAGUAGUAGAUACGGUUUGCUUGGCUGCUGGUUUUCCCUCGCAUUAUUUCAAUGGGCUCGGUUUUCAAUGGCCCUCCAGCGCCUUCUUUCUCCCAAAGGCAUCUUAUACUCGGAAGAUACAGAACAGUAUAAGCUGCUAAAGCUAAGGACUGCCUAGUUUGAUGAAGUCAUCACACCAGUUACAAGGAUAGAAGUAUGUUUUAAUAAAAAAAAAAAGAGGAUAGUAGUAUGUUGGACCAUCUCAGCUUAUGGGUUAAGCGAGUUAAGACCAGGACAACCGGCUAAAAAGUGAGCCAUCGUUUUUAUAAUUUGUUUAGUCCGCGAGCUGGGUUGGCUCAUAGGUUGGAGUUCACUUUGAUACUUAUAUGUGUAUGAUUGCUAUAAUAAUUAGCAUGAAAAAUUAAUUCAGAUUCUUAAUUAUAUUGGGCGCAA